CGCAAGGGUAUACAUGUAAAAAAAUUAAUACUUUUUUAUAUACAUUAUGUGCUAAAAGAAGAUCAAAGCAUGGUGAAAAAGUAUGAUAUCAUGCAUCCCAAUCAACUACCAUCGCUAUAAUUAUAUAAAGCCAAAUCUAUGAAGAUGUUGAAUUGGAUAAAGUUUAACUAUCUAUCUCCCACACUUGGUGUUUUUUUUUCUGAAGAUAUUUAACAUAAAUAAAUCCUAGAGAAGAAACAGAUACACUGGAUCACCAAGUAUGUUGCGCAGAGUGCAAAGAUUUUGUUGAUGGCACUGUGCUAACCUCAUACUGGUCUCCCUUUAUCUUUCAGUUGGAUGAGAAAUGUAGACUUUUGCUGAAAAACUUGCUUGAUGAUGCUACUCAAAGGGCUCUCCAGUCUCAAGCUAAGGUAAUUUCAUGGACUUAAAACCCUUCACAUUCUUUCAUUUAUGUGCGCUUUUUUUUUUUCGUGUUUUCGGUUUUAAUGAGGAGACUUCUCCCUCUUACGUGCAUGCAUUUUGGCAGAUUGUGUCCUGCACGCCCGACCCCACCGCGUCCAACGCGAAAUCCCAUGAGGCGACCAAAUCAAGCCCCGCACGUGACAGUAUAAGAAAAGUGUCCCAAUGUCCAGAUAAUCUUCGAAAAUGCCACCAUGCCGAAAAGAGCGAAGCCCACGGGCCAAUUGUUGAAGCUACGCCCAGCCCACAAAGCCCACAACUUGGAAUCCCUCCAGGGGCGGAAGCGCAAACAGAGUCGAAGGCAUGCCCAAAUUGCCAUCUCAAGCGGCUCGAGUCGGAAAGAUCGAUGGCAGGCCCAGAUGGGAGAGCCCGCCAACACCGUCAGAUUCAUCGCGAGCCUGAUCGAGUUAGCAUCGACCGUUCGUCAAAAGCUGCGAAGAACAGCAACCGUGUAUCCGCAGAACACGGGAUGAGAGGUACGCCGGAACCCGACUCACGAGAAAAGCCACGUCAGAGUCAGAGCCCACCGAGUCGGGCCCGCUUGGCUGACAUCCCAACUCGGAGAACCAUGAGCCAGAAGCGGAGCCGGGUUGAGACCAGCGAUCGCCGUUCCGACGCCGAAUCGACUCGGAUGAAGGGAAGCCAACACGAGUCAACUCGUCGUACGGUGAGUCCAAAGGACGGACGGCCAACAAAGACCUGCCUGUCAGAUCGAACGGCUCGGAUUCACCAAGUGGAGAAGAGGAAAGGAGCGAGUCCCACCCUAAAGAUGGAUCCAGUAAUUAGACAACUCGGCGGGCGCACUCUCGCUAGAGCUGAGGAGGCACCGAGUCGUCGCAGAAGUCCGAGUCGGAAAGAGCACGUAAACCGGGUCCCACCGGACCGGGAGCUUAGCACGCGUUCAGUGCGCCACGUGGGAGGAUACCAGGUGGGCCCACAUAGAAGAAUGCUUCCACCGCCAAUACCGAGGAGGGAAUCUAUAGUGUACUCGUCGCUGAGCGACACAAUGACAACUCAGUCCGACUCGUCAGCGAGCGAGGUAUCGCUUGCUAGGAGAGCGGGCCCACCUACUGCCUUCCCCGCCAAGGCCCAGAUCGUGCCACGUCGGAUGCCGAGUCGACACGCGCCUGUGCCGAGUCGAGAUCGGAGCCCAUCCAAGCGGGUUCCAGAGCCGCGUCGGAGGCUGAGUCAUCACCGAGCGAUGCGCCCAUCUCGUGUAUCAGCGGGUCCCGCCAAACCGGACCGCGGUUGGAAGCCGGAGAAGCAAGAUGGACGGCUGAGAAGAUUCAAGGACAAGCUGGCGAUCAUCUUCCAUCACCACCACCAUCAUCACCAUCACCACCACCUAGGACAUGUGGACGGUGGCGAUGAUACUAAAAAAGGUGGGGCCCGUCAUCACAGGUCACCGUGGAAGCAUCUUGGGAGGAUUCUCCACCAGAGGAGCGAAGAGGGGCAGGGGAAGUUGUUGACGGAGGUGCACGCGGAACGAGCGGCGGACAGGGCGCCAGCACGGCAUCAGCACGGAUACUUUCGCGAGUUUCUGGAAGCGCUGGUGCGGCACGUGUGGAGGUCGAGGAAGAAGAAGGCGGUCCGGGCCGACCGGGGCCGGUUGGGGAGGUCGGCCAGCCGGGUUCGGGUGAAGAAGCUGCACUGGUGGCAGCGGUUUAGGAGGCGUGGUGGGGUCAAACUGACCAAUGGUAAGAAGCCACGUCUCAGGCUGCGCUUUAGCAAGACAAAUCCUCGAACCUCAAAGAGGCCAGCGGCCGUGUAAUUUCCUCUAUCAAAAAUAUAUAUAACAAAGUAAACUUCGAUGAAUUCAUCAAAUGGUGGUGCGUGAAAUGUAUAUGAUUUCUGUCAUGUUUUUACCAUAUUUCUAAGACACUGGAAACUUUGGCGAUGCGUGAAAAAACAUGACACGCAUCCCACGUCCGAUUGCAGAUGCAACAAGAGUUGGAUAAAAAACCAGCGAAGCAUACCUUUGCCUUCAAGAAGACCUUUUUGUUCUUCUUCUCAAACAUACAGGCUUUUGAAUUCCCACACUAUCAAUCUUUUGUGGCUUAUAAAGGAAUGCUUCUUUAACUCAUCCUCAUCAAGCAACGAUGCAACUGAUGAACUUAUUAAGCCUUGCUAAGAAAACACAAGCAAAGAUACAAAAAGCUGUUAGGAAAAACCCCUUCACUAGAUGAAAAUUUUUCUAUCUUUGUGUGAGUAGAAUGAGAAUAUCACAAUAAUUAAUCAAUGUAAGAACUACCAAAAAAUCAAACCACAAGAAAGCGACAAGAAUUUUUAAGGUGGACAACCCUCUAAUAUGAGGAGAAAAAACCACCGGACCUAAGUCCACCACAAACCUCCACUAUCAACAAUAAUAGGCUUAUAAAGUAUCUUCUCUAGGCUAAGCUAGAGGAUCACAUACAUCAAGGAUCUCUUCCUUGGAUCACAAACAAAGA
Molecule: messenger RNA, 2906 nt
Organism: Phoenix dactylifera (date palm)
Lineage: Eukaryota; Viridiplantae; Streptophyta; Magnoliopsida; Arecales; Arecaceae
Source: RefSeq, a predicted model, not a curated record